AGACACACUGCCACACUCAACACAACACACACACACUAUUGUGCUUGUAUAUGUAGCUUACUCCUUUUUAUUUCCUCUUUGAUUCUCUCUCUUCAUUACUCCAAGCUUCGAAUCUCUAUCUGUCUCUUUCUUUAAUGGCUCUGCCUUCUUCAACCAGUCACGAUCUGAAUAAACUCAACUACUCCUCUUCUUCUUCUUCUUCUUCCUCUCUUCUUCUUCUAUGCCAUUCUUGCAUGUCCUCUUCCUAACCUUAAAAAACCUCACUUUUCACUUCUGUAACAACAAUGGCACAUACCCUUUUUCUUUUUCUUACCUCAUUCUCUUUCAUCUUUUCUUCAUUUCCUCAUUUUUCUCUUGCCAACACUGACCCUUCUGAUGUUCAAGCUCUUGAGGUUAUGUACAAUGCAUUGAAUAAUCCAACUGAAUUAAAGGGUUGGAAAAUUGGUGGUGGUGAUCCAUGUGGAGAUUCAUGGAAAGGGAUUACUUGUGAAGGUUCAGCUGUUGUUUCUAUUGAUCUCUCUGGUUUAGGACUCCAUGGAACUCUUGGAUACUUGCUUUCAGACCUUAUGUCACUUAGAAAGCUUGAUUUAAGUGGCAACAAGAUCCAUGAUACAAUUCCCUAUCAGUUACCACCAAAUCUUACAAGCUUAAAUCUUGCGGGAAAUAACUUAACCGGAAAUCUUCCGUAUUCGAUUGCUCUCAUGGUUUCACUCGAUUAUCUGAAUGUGAGCAAUAAUGCACUCUCUAUGUUAAUCAGUGACGUUUUUGCUAAUCAUUCCCGUCUUGAUACCCUGGAUCUAUCAUUUAAUAACUUUUCUGGGGAUCUUCCACCUUCGUUUGGUUCACUGUCAAGUCUCUCUUCUCUUUUCUUGCAGAAGAAUCAGCUGACUGGUUCUCUUAAUGUUCUUGAUGGUUUGCCAUUGGAUAAUUUAAAUGUUGCAAACAAUAAUUUCAGUGGAUGGAUACCUCAUGAGCUUAAAUCUAUCGAUAAUUUCAUAUAUGAUGGAAAUUCUUUCAAUGAUGGCCCUGCACCUCCUUCGCCAGAGUCUACUUUGUCUCCACCUAGUGAUUCUCAUAAACGUAAUCAUCACUCCGGGUCUGGUUCACAUAAUAAAACACAGGGUUCUAAUGAUCAAAACUCCGAUGACGAUAAGGGAACGUCAGCGGGGGCCAUUGUUGGGAUUGUUUUAGGUUCAGUAUUGGUGUUUUCUGUUGUUCUAGUUGCUCUUCUUUUCUGUAUCCGAAAACUAAAAGGGAAGGAAAAGGGCGCAAGAACUUCUAACGGGAGCCUUCCUCCCGGAAUAAUCAAUGUAACUCCUCAGAUGCAAGAGCAAAGGGUGAAAAGUGCUGCUGUUAUUACAGAUCUCAAACCUCGUCCGCCUGCAGAAAAUGUGACAAUGGAUAGGAUGGCUAUAAAAAGUGGAUCAGUAAAGCAGAUGAGGUCUCCUAUCACUUCCACAUCGUAUACAGUUGCUACGCUCCAGAGUGCAACAAAUAGCUUCAGUCAAGAAUUUAUUAUUGGUGAAGGUUCUCUUGGCCGAGUUUAUAGAGCUGAAUUCCCAAAUGGGAAGGUAAUGGCUGUUAAGAAGAUUGACAAUGCAGCACUUUCAUUACAAGAGGAAGACAAUUUUCUGGAAGCUAUUUCGAAUAUGUCACGCUUGCGGCAUCCGAACGUUGUUACACUGGCUGGAUAUUGUGCAGAACAUGGCCAACGACUUCUAAUUUAUGAAUAUAUUGGAAAUGGAAAUCUUCACGAUAUGCUCCAUUUUACUGAAGAUAGCAGUAAAGCUUUACCUUGGAAUGCACGUGUACGCAUAGCUCUUGGCACAGCCCGAGCCUUAGAGUACUUGCACGAAGUUUGCUUGCCAUCUGUUGUACAUAGAAAUUUCAAAUCAGCAAAUAUAUUACUCGACGAGGAGCUCAAUCCUCACCUGUCUGACUGUGGCUUAGCAUCCCUUACACCAAACACCGAGCGACAGGUAUCAUCAACUCAAAUGGUCGGUUCAUUUGGUUAUAGUGCUCCCGAGUUUGCACUAUCAGGAGUAUACACCGUAAAAAGCGAUGUUUACAGCUUUGGAGUGGUUAUGCUGGAACUUUUAACUGGUCGUAAGCCACUUGACAGUUCGAGAGCUAGAGCUGAGCAAUCACUUGUAAGGUGGGCUACACCGCAGCUCCAUGAUAUAGAUGCCUUGUCCAAAAUGGUUGAUCCUUGUUUGAAUGGCAUGUAUCCUGCAAAAUCGUUGUCACGCUUCGCUGAUAUCAUUGCCCUCUGCGUUCAGCCGGAACCGGAAUUUCGACCUCCAAUGUCCGAGGUGGUGCAAGCAUUGGUACGGUUAGUACAAAGAGCAAGCGUGGUUAAAAGGAGACCAAGUGAUGAAUCUGGUUUUGUUCACAAGACACCAGACCAUGAGUCCAUAGACAUGUCAUUUUAAAAGUUUGUCUCUUAAUUAUUUUACUUUUUCUUUUUCUAUUUUUGUUUUUUGCAAUUUUGUGUAAAGUGAAGUUAUUAAUCCGGCUGAAAAAAAAAAUUAUAGGACACAGGAAAUAGAAGUUUGUGAAAAAAUGUACCAAACAUUCAUGAUAUUUGUAAUUAUGUGUUGGAAUUUUUCACACACCAUCAAAAUACUUUGGAAAAUAAUUAAACUGUAUAUUUAACUUGCCA
Molecule: messenger RNA, 2662 nt
Organism: Trifolium pratense (red clover)
Lineage: Eukaryota; Viridiplantae; Streptophyta; Magnoliopsida; Fabales; Fabaceae
Product: protein STRUBBELIG-RECEPTOR FAMILY 8
Exons: 16
Coding region: 285-2432 (715 amino acids)
Biological process (GO): protein phosphorylation
Molecular function (GO): protein binding; protein kinase activity; ATP binding
Source: RefSeq, a predicted model, not a curated record